AGUCGUACUAAACCAGGCAUCACGUCUCAUUCCUGGAAAAAGGUUGGUGUGUUGCCAUGACGUUCAUCAAGCCUCGUCCAUUGGACCUCUGACUUUAUCAGACAGGAAUUAAAUUACAUCUCUUUUACCCUGAACAUUCCUCAAAUUAAAUGUCUUCAGGAAUGCUCUGAAGACCUGUACGAAAGCUCUGAAGACCUGUACGAAAGCUCUGAAGACCUGUACGAAAGCGAAUAGGGAAGCACCAAAAGGGAGAAACUUAAAAAUGCAGAGGCUUUCAUUUCACAUCAUCGCUGUCAUAAUAAGCUAUUUUCUCAAUGGCUGCAUAGUUGUUCACAGCCAGACAGUCUGCAACCGACCAGCCAAUCUGGAAUGGCACCUACAACCACAAACUGCUCAGGUGAAAUGGACACUCAUGGAAAACAUCUGUGAUAGUAUGGUCCAAUGUUGGGGUGAUCAAGAAAGGACAGAGACCCAAAAGUCAGAUGUUCCGCCAACUUGGAACUUACCUCAGAUUUGUCCUCUAGAGGUGCAGUUUGGCGUCAAGCUGUUUGUUUCUAUUGAUGCCACUCUGGAUUUAUACGGUAUCAGGAUCCUCAAUGUGUCAAAGGAGGACUUUGAAAGUUGUUCCACUGCUCCACAGUCACAAGACCAGUUUCUCUGUUCUGAUGAUGUUAUGAACGCGUCUAGGCAGGUCCAACCUAAGUGGCUUCUCCCGGGCCUUCAUUAUUUCAUAGCUUCGCAUGAGGGGAAUUCACAGCUCUGCAAGCUGGGUCUUCGUCUCAACGUCUCUGUGAAGGAACAACAGUGUCGAAGCAGCCCACUAGUGCGACUCUGCUCCGGGAACGGUGUUUGUAGGACAAGCUUUUGGGAAGACGGAGUGUACCGCUGUCAGUGCCGCCAGCGUUACUCUGGAAAGUUCUGUGAGAAGUUUGAUGCGUGUUUGGAAAACCCAUGUGAGAACAAAGGAGUCUGUGUAAGCAAUGGUACGACAGAUCACAUCCACGCAACGUAUAAGUGUUUGUGCCCUCCACAUUUUACAGGGGCUAACUGCUCUGAUGUGAUUGGACGAGAGAACUGCGGUAGAUUUUGUCGUAAUGGAACAUGUCUCCAAGUUUCACCUUUCUCCUUCAAAUGUGUGUGUUACACAGGACACCCAGGUCCACCUUGUGGGACAUCUUGUGAUCCCAACCCAUGUAGGAACGGCGGAGAGUGUGAGGAGAGCUCCGAGAGCGCCGCUGGAUAUGCUUGUGCUUGUCUGGAGGGAUUCACGGGCCUCCGCUGUGACACCCCCGUUAACAUCAAUUGCCUGUCAUACGAAUGUCAGCGGGAAAAGGCGUGCUCCUUGGGGGAACAUACCUCUCCUGAGUGUGCAGCCUCAGUCUGGCAGUGUUCAGAUGGCACCACAGGCCCACAGUGCAGGAGGCAGCGAGGCCCGUGCAGCCCUUCGCCCUGCCACAACAACGCCAGCUGUUUAGUCCAAGGAGAGGACUACGUCUGCAGGUGCCUGCCAGGGUUUUCCGGGAAGAGCUGUGAAGAGAUAAUAGACUACUGCAGUCUGCUCAGUGUCAACUGUCUGCACCAGGGACUGUGCCUCAGCGUAAUUGGUGGAUAUAAUUGUCUCUGUGCUCCUGGAUGGAUAGGGGAGUUCUGUCAGUAUGGAGGGAACGCCUGCCUGAUCUACCCAGACAGCUGUAUGAAUGGGGCCACCUGCAUCACCACAAGUCAACCUACGGCUCCCCCACAGUACAGAUGUAUCUGCAGCCCUGGUUACACAGGACCCCACUGUGAGACAGAAAUUAACCAGUGUUUCUCCAACCCCUGUCUGCACAAUGGGACAUGCUUGGACUCUGUUGGCUUCUACAAAUGCAGGUGUCUACCAGGAUUUCUGGGCCAGAAGUGUGAGGUGGAUGUAGAUGCCUGUACCCUACCCAACACCACAUGCCCUAGAAACACACAUUGUCUGGAUCUGCCUGAUGGACUGAAGUACACAUGUCGCCUGCUGUGCCCACCGAACAUACAACCAUGUGCCAACGGAGGACGUUGUGUCUGGAACAACGACAGCAGUUACACCUGUGUCUGUGCACCUGGAUGGGCAGGACGUAACUGCCACUUAAACAUCAACGAUUGUGUUCAGCACUGGUGCCGAAACGGGGCCACUUGUGUAGAUGAGAUUGAUGGCUACAGCUGCCUUUGUCCCAGAGGAUACAGCGGUAGCUACUGUGAGAUGGACGUUGAUAACUGCAUUGGACACCACUGCUCUGAGCACGGCGUAUGUCUAGACCAACAAUACAACUAUACUUGUCGCUGUGAGCUCGGGUUCCAGGGGAGCUACUGUGAGCAGGAGACGGAUGAGUGUAAGAGUUCCCCGUGUGUCAAUGGUGCCACCUGUGAGGAUGUCAUCGGAGGCUAUCAAUGCCACUGCCCCCCAGGAUUUGAAGGGAGAUGGUGCUCAGAGAAUGUUAAUGACUGCUGGUCAAGGCCUUGUUUGAAUGGAGGUUCCUGUAUGGAUCUGCUGAAUGGAUACAUCUGCCACUGUCCUUUUGGGUUUCAAGGGGAAGAGUGUUCUGUGGAUAUGGACCUCUGCUCACUAGGAACAUGCCAAGAACGCACAGUGACCUGCACUGAGACUGGGAAUGGACAGAAUGUCACAUGUAUUUGUGAAAAAGGCUUUGGUGGGCCGUUCUGUGAGGUGAAUCUGAACGACUGCAAGUCGAUGCCGUGCCAGAACGGAGCUGUGUGUGUGGACGGUGUUGACCUGUAUCACUGCUUCUGUCCAGCUGGGUUUCAGGGGCUGAACUGUGAAAUCAACUAUGAUGAAUGUGUUUAUGGAUUCUGCGCCAACAAUUCCACUUGUGUUGACCUGGUUGCCGACUAUGGAUGCAUCUGCCCAGUGGGGUUUGUUGCCUGCCUGGAGUGA
This is a messenger RNA of Oncorhynchus gorbuscha (pink salmon), 2917 nucleotides long. Its product is annotated as protein eyes shut homolog. Gene Ontology annotation, biological process: establishment or maintenance of epithelial cell apical/basal polarity; heterophilic cell-cell adhesion. Gene Ontology annotation, cellular component: plasma membrane; protein-containing complex. The record is from RefSeq and is a predicted model, not a curated record. Gene Ontology annotation, molecular function: calcium ion binding. Lineage: Eukaryota; Metazoa; Chordata; Actinopteri; Salmoniformes; Salmonidae. The coding region runs from base 263 to 2917 and encodes 884 amino acids. The transcript has 16 exons.